This is a messenger RNA of Leptidea sinapis, 7919 nucleotides long. RefSeq names its product U4/U6.U5 small nuclear ribonucleoprotein 27 kDa protein (gene ytr). Bases 121 to 567 code for a protein of 148 amino acids. Gene Ontology annotation, cellular component: precatalytic spliceosome. Gene Ontology annotation, biological process: RNA splicing. NCBI's taxonomy places the organism in Eukaryota, Metazoa, Arthropoda, Insecta, Lepidoptera, Pieridae. The transcript has 2 exons. The record is from RefSeq and is a predicted model, not a curated record.
UGAAACGAAAUCGAGUCAUUCAUUUCCAAAAUGGCGUGCGUUUAGGUUGUGCGUUACUGUUAUUUUAGUUUUAGUUUUUAUUUUAUAAAAUUUAUAAACUGUUGACUUUUUAAAGUAAAAAUGGGCCGGUCGCCCAGUCCUCGGCGUCGGGAUCGGGACCGUGAAGACAGAAGAGAUCGCCGCGACCGUGAUAGACGACGCCAAAGAACUCGGUCACGGUCACGAUCACUUGAAAGACGCAGGCGUUCCCCAGAUCGGCGGCGGUCCCCAUCGCCCAGAAGACGGCGAUCGCGUUCACUUUCGCCGACGCCAGCGACGUCAUUCGUACACAAACCUAAAAAGACCUUCAGCGAACGGCCGAUAGUUACCCCCGCUGAUUUGGAGGGAAAGUCACCUGAAGAGCAAGAGAUGCUAAAAGUUAUGGGAUUCUGCGGGUUCGAUACAACUAAAGGUAAGAAAAUUGACGGAAAUGUGGAAGGCGAUGUUCACGUUGUUUUAAAACGUAAAUACAGACAAUACAUGAAUAGAAAAGGUGGUUUUAAUCGCCCGUUGGAUUUUGUCGCGUAACGGUAACACACAAUCUUUCAUCCUGUUGGGGCUGCCAUGUGAUAUUAGUCUGUCCUUAUUUCUAGUUUUACCAGUUUAAAAUCUCGAUCUUCCCCUAUCUACUGCGGCUUACAAUACCCAUUGUAUAGCUACGAACAGUAUUUAUCCAUUUUCAAUGCAUUCAUGCAGUAUAAACAGGAAAUAUUACUGGUUAUGUGAGGCUUAAGAUUUAAGAUACAAUAAGUCUAAAAAAUAUCACUACAGAGCUUAUAAUAUUGUGUUUUCAAACUUAAUAAUUUCCUGAUAUAUAGAUUUUUGUCUUUAGUCUAACUAAAAAUUUUUCAAAAGAAUUAUUGGAUAUUACGUAUUUUGCAAAUAGCAGUUUUAAUUUUUUUUUUAUUAUAAUACUUCAGCAUAGGUACCCAGAGUAAAACUAGAAGUGAGAGACAAUCUAUUAGCAACUUAGUUUUUUAAGUGUUAUGCAAGUUUUCCAUUUUGUAUUGACUUUCAGUUACAAUUUGAUAAAGUGCCAUGCAUUGUCUAAUAUCUUACCAUUUGAAUGAAACAAUAUAAAAAAUAUGUGUCUGGAAAUAUUUGAUAAAAGAGAACCUUAAGACUAAUGCUAUGGUAUAUUUUAUAUGUAACUUAAAUGUCUGCUACAAAACUUCAUACUUCCAUUAUGGUCUUGUACCUAAAAAAAAUAAAAAUGUACUAUUUACAAUUUUUCAACUACAUGGUGAUCUGGGUUUUUCAGUUAUAUGGUCUGAUUAAUGUGUUCAUAUCAUGAUCAUGUUAAGUCUGAAGUUUUGUAGCCUUUUAGUGUAUAAGUUAGUUAAGUCCGUUAUUGCCGUGCCCGUGCGUUGCCGAGGCCCGCACGGUGUCCAGUCCAGCGCUCUGCGCACCAAGAAGCAUGCUGAAGUCUGUCUGGGGUUGACUUUAUGUGUUCAAAGAAGUAUUCAGCGCAUAUUACUUAUUUUACAAAAUUUUUGCUAUAAAAUGGACCAUCCGAGAGAUGGUUUACCUUGUCCUUGUUCUCUAAGUUCUCUCUCUCUCUAACAUUUAAAUAUUAAAUUUGUAUGAGAAAAUUGAAAUGAUAUUUUUUAGAUUAAAAAUUAUUUCAUUUACAAACUGCAAGUACCUUGAGUGAAUUGAGUAACAUAUUUUAAAGUAUUUUUAAUAUAUAAAUAAUAACACAAUUUCAUGAAAUUUUUGAACUAAAGAUUAUUUUCAAAAUAUUUGCCUUAUAUAAUUUACUUUAGUCAUUUUAUAUGUCUGUCACUUCUAUGGACACAGUUAUAAGACUGAAGCCAAAAGUGCCUUAGUUAUAAGUUACCCGCACUCUGUCCCACACAUAGCAAUAGAAGAUAUAUUUAUACACAUAUACACACUUUUCCCUAUACCCCCACUCCUCCAUAAACUACAAUAGUUAAGGGUUCAUAGGCCAUAUUUUUGUGUUCUUUGCACAUCUGAUGUUUAGAAGUUGCUCCUCCAUAGUUCUCAUUAUUAUAACAUAGGACAAACUUUCUCGACACUUAUAUUUUCUUGUUUAAGUUGUUACUGUAGAAAAUUACCGCCAUGGGACCGUACUUCCAUCACUUGUUUUAUUUUUAUUACAUUUGUUGUUCAAUCAAAAGAAAUUUAUUUUUAUCCAUCUUAAAAAAAGAGAUAUUUGAUAUUUCUAUGGUUGAUUUUAAGACUCCUUUCAUACUUUUUCAAAAAUGAAAGUCACUUCUAUUCAUACAUAUGUUCAAACAACAGAGAAGUAUGUCAUAUGAACCUCCAUAGCCCAUAUACAAAUGUUAUAGUAAUAUAUUGUGAUAAUAUUUUAUACAAGCACAGGCAGGGUGCGGGGGGCACAAGGCAAAUGUCACCCCACACAGACUUGGGUGUGUUUGUCACAAGACCAACACCAAUCGAAUGAAUCAUGUGUUUGAUGUGUGAAUCAAGGCUUUUAUACUCGUAUUUCAAAUAUGAAAAUAAAGUUAUCAUACCAAAAUAAAUAAAACACAAUUAUCAUCUGUCUGUAUUUGAAAUAGUGUUAUAUAAAAUCAUUAUAUUGGCAGAUCUGGUUCAGUUUUCGGUAAUUGAAGUAAUGUUAAAGAACGAAUUGUCUUCUUGAUUAGAGUAUAAUUUUAUUGUCUAUUUGAAUAAAUGUAAAUAUGUACCAUCUGUUCCAAUUGUAACUGAACCAGGCAUCACUGUAAUAAACACACUCAAACACAAUCAUUACAAAAUUAUAUCCAAAUUGCUAAAUUUCUGUACACAUUCAGUUGGAUGGAAUGUAAGAAUUUGGCAAUUUUCUGUUUCUUGACAAGGACAGGUGCAGUGUUUCAUAUGUGUUUUGAGUUUAAAAAAGAAAUCUAAUGCACCUGUCUUUGAAACAAUUUUUAUUUUAGACUUAUAUCCAGGUUUAAAUUAUAUUGAUAUUUGCCAAACAUAUUUUGUUAAAAUAUUCUUUUCAAAGUGAUUAUAAACAGAACUUUUGGACCAGAAACUGAAUUCAGAUAUAUAUUAAAAAGUUAAAAUUCAGUUACAGUGAAUGAAAUUUAGUAAUGUGGAAUUAUUAGCUCAUAAAUUGUUAUCCUAUUAAAAAAUUAUGAUCAGAUUUUGAUAAACAAAAUAUAUAUUAUUUGAUAAUUAUAAUGAAUAAUAUUUUUAGUUGUUUUUUAAUAAAAUUUUGUGUUUAAAUAUUAAUAUUGUAUAGUUGUAAACUAUAAAUAAAUCAAAGCUCAAGAUAUUUUUUUCUUAAUAAACUUGUAGUAUAGAAACAUAUUUGCACCAUAAUAAUAUAAUUUCAUUCACUGUACCAACCAAAAUUCAGAGGCCAAAUCCUUCAGGCACAUUACUAUGUGUUUGGCACUUUGAAGAGUAAUAAUAUUUGAUGAGGUCAACUUGAGAAAAUAUGUGUAAAUGUUACUUAAUUUUUUUUUAAUUUCCUGGAAUUGUAACAUAAUUUUUCGGGAUAUAACAAAGAUUCAUUCACAUUUGUAAAUACCACAAGUUGAAUGAGUAAAAAAUAAUUAAAUCUUGUACAUUUUUUGGUUGUAAGUGUAAAUUUUUACUGUACUUUGGAUUUACGUUCAAACAUUUAUUUUUAUUGUAGAUUAUUGUCUAAAUUCACUUAUUUAUAUGUGAUAGAUUGUAUAAUUUUUAAAAUCCAUGUGAUGUUAAUAAUUUUGUUUGACUUAUUUCAAUUAUUUAGAUAUGAUAUACUACAGAACAAAUAAGGGUUAAGUGCCAGCAGUUGUUUCAAGACCUCUGUCGCAAAACUUUGUUUGAUUUGUCAUAUUUAGUUUUGUUGAUAAUUUGAUUAUACAAGCCAAGAAGUUAUUAAAAAGGACAUAAGAAGCGAAAUUUUUUCACCUCCAAAAUAUAUAUAAUUUCCAGAUCGUUAAUUAAUUCAUGUCAAACCUUGCCUGCUUGCUAGUUCGGACUACAUACUUUAUUUGUUCUGCGUAAAUAAAAUAGUCCGCUAUGGUAAAAAUAAAUGUUUUUUUUACAUAAAAGUUAUAUUUAGGUUACUAUUUGAUCACAUGUUUUGGUGACUUUAUUUAAAAAAAUCUGUUUGUUUUUGUAUUAGUUUAGGCGUACAUAUUUUCUUUGGUAUACAACUUUUAAAUUUUUUUUUUAUUUAUUUAAAAUUUUAAGUUAAUCAACUCGAACUGAUAUAUUACUAUUUUAUUGAAGACAUAAGAUUUUUAAUAAUUUAAAAAAAAAAUUAAACAAAGGGGCCCUUAGUCCAGAAAGAGUCUCAGUACAUCCAACAUCAACAAUCAAGGUUGUGAACAGUUACACCCUGGUGAAAAUUCUUAUUCAUGCAAUAUUGUGGUAAGAGUUUCUACUAAUCUAAGAUUUAAAGAAACAAUAGAAUACAAACUUGUGAAAAACAUUAUCAAUGGAAACAUUGUUGUAACAGAUUCAACCAAUCUAGUGAUUUGAAGAGACAUAAUAGAAUACAUACUGGUGAAAAACAUUAUCAAUGGAAAUGUUGUGGUAAGAGAAUAACAAAACUAACCGAAUUGAAGAGACAUAGUAGAAUACAUACAGGUGAAAAACAUUAUCAAUGGAAACAUUGUUGUAACAGAUUGAACCAAUCUAGUGAUUUGAAGAGACAUAGUAGAAUACAUACUGGUGAAAAACAUUAUCUAUGGAAACAUUGUUGUAACAGAUCAACCAAUCUAGUGAUUUGAAGAGACAUAGUAGAAUACAUACUGGUGAAAAAAUAUAAAUGAAAAUGUUGUGGUAAAAGAUUCAACCAAUCUACUGAUUUGAAGAGACAUAGUAGAAUACAUACUGGUGAAAAACAUUAUCAAUGGAAAUGUUGUGGUAAAAGAUUCAACCAAUCUAGUGAUUUGAAGAGACAUAGUAGAAUACAUACUGGUGAAAAAAUAUAAAAGAAAAUGUUGUGGUAAAAGAUUCAACCAAUCUACUGAUUUGAAGAGACAUAGUAGAAUACAUACUGGUGAAAAACAUUAUCAAUGGAAAUGUUGUGGUAAAAGAUUCAACCAAUCUAGUGAUUUGAAGAGACAUAGUAGAAUACAUACUGGUGAAAAAAUAUAAAAGAAAAUGUUGUGGUAAAAGAUUCAACCAAUCUACUGAUUUGAAGAGACAUAAUAGAUUACAUACUGGUGAAAAAAUAUAAAAGAAAAUGUUGUGGUAAAAGAUUCAACCAAUCUACUGAUUUGAAGAGACAUAAUAGAUUACAUACUGGUGAAAAAAUAUAAAUGAAAAUGUUGUGGUAAAAGAUUCAACCAAUCUAGUGAUUUGAAGAGACAUAGUAGAAUACAUACUGGUGAAAAAAUAUAAAAGAAAAUGUUGUGGUAAAAGAUUCAACCAAUCUACUGAUUUGAAGAGACAUAAUAGAUUACAUACUGGUGAAAAAAUAUAAAUGAAAAUGUUGUGGUAAAAGAUUCAACCAAUCUACUGAUUUGAAGAGACAUAAUAGAUUACAUACUGGUGAAAAAAUAUAAAUGAAAAUGUUGUGGUAAAAGAUUCAACCAAUCUACUGAUUUGAAGAGACAUAAUAGAUUACAUACUGGUGAAAAAAUAUAAAUGAAAAUGUUGUGGUAAAAGAUUCAACCAAUCUACUGAUUUGAAGAGACAUAAUAGAUUACAUACUGGUGAAAAAAUAUAAAUGAAAAUGUUGUGGUAAAAGAUUCAACCAAUCUACUGAUUUGAAGAGACAUAAUAGAUUACAUACUGGUGAAAAAAUAUAAAUGAAAAUGUUGUGGUAAAAGAUUCAACCAAUCUACUGAUUUGAAGAGACAUAAUAGAUUACAUACUGGUGAAAAAAUAUAAAAGAAAAUGUUGUGGUAAAAGAUUCAACCAAUCUACUGAUUUGAAGAGACAUAAUAGAUUACAUACUGGUGAAAAAAUAUAAAUGAAAAUGUUGUGGUAAAAGAUUCAACCAAUCUACUGAUUUGAAGAGACAUAAUAGAUUACAUACUGGUGAAAAAAUAUAAAUGAAAAUGUUGUGGUAAAAGAUUCAACCAAUCUACUGAUUUGAAGAGACAUAAUAGAUUACAUACUGGUGAAAAAAUAUAAAUGAAAAUGUUGUGGUAAAAGAUUCAACCAAUCUACUGAUUUGAAGAGACAUAAUAGAUUACAUACUGGUGAAAAAAUAUAAAUGAAAAUGUUGUGGUAAAAGAUUCAACCAAUCUACUGAUUUGAAGAGACAUAAUAGAUUACAUACUGGUGAAAAAAUAUAAAUGAAAAUGUUGUGGUAAAAGAUUCAACCAAUCUACUGAUUUGAAGAGACAUAAUAGAUUACAUACUGGUGAAAAAAUAUAAAAGAAAAUGUUGUGGUAAAAGAUUCAACCAAUCUACUGAUUUGAAGAGACAUAAUAGAUUACAUACUGGUGAAAAAAUAUAAAUGAAAAUGUUGUGGUAAAAGAUUCAACCAAUCUACUGAUUUGAAGAGACAUAAUAGAUUACAUACUGGUGAAAAAAUAUAAAUGAAAAUGUUGUGGUAAAAGAUUCAACCAAUCUACUGAUUUGAAGAGACAUAAUAGAUUACAUACUGGUGAAAAAAUAUAAAUGAAAAUGUUGUGGUAAAAGAUUCAACCAAUCUACUGAUUUGAAGAGGCAUAAUAGAUUACAUACUGGUGAAAAAAUAUAAAUGAAAAUGUUGUGGUAAAAGAUUCAACCAAUCUACUGAUUUGAAGAGACAUAAUAGAUUACAUACUGGUGAAAAAAUAUAAAUGAAAAUGUUGUGGUAAAAGAUUCAACCAAUCUACUGAUUUGAAGAGACAUAAUAGAUUACAUACUGGUGAAAAAAUAUAAAUGAAAAUGUUGUGGUAAAAGAUUCAACCAAUCUAGUGAUUUGAAGAGACAUAGUAGAAUACAUACUGGUGAAAAAAUAUAAAAGAAAAUGUUGUGGUAAAAGAUUCAACCAAUCUACUGAUUUGAAGAGACAUAAUAGAUUACAUACUGGUGAAAAAAUAUAAAUGAAAAUGUUGUGGUAAAAGAUUCAACCAAUCUACUGAUUUGAAGAGACAUAAUAGAUUACAUACUGGUGAAAAAAUAUAAAUGAAAAUGUUGUGGUAAAAGAUUCAACCAAUCUACUGAUUUGAAGAGACAUAAUAGAUUACAUACUGGUGAAAAAAUAUAAAUGAAAAUGUUGUGGUAAAAGAUUCAACCAAUCUACUGAUUUGAAGAGACAAUAGAAUACAUACUGGUGAAAAAACAUUAUCAAUAGAAAUGUUGUGGCAGGAGUUUUCACCAAUUUGGUGAUUUGAAAAGACACAAUAGAAUACAAACUUGUGGAUAACCAUACCAAUGCAAUGGUAUGGUAGGAGUUUCAACCAAUCUGGUGAUUUGAAGACACAUAGUAGAAUACUUACUGGUGAAGAACCAUAUUCAUGCAAUGGCGUGACAGGACUUUCAACCAAUCUAGUGAUUUGAAGAGACAUAGUAGAAUACAUUCUGGUGAAGAAUCAUAUCCAUGCAAUGGCGUGGUAGGAGUUUCAACCAAACUGGUGAUUUGAAGAAACAAAAGAAUACAUACUAGAGAAAAACAUUAUCAUGCAAUGUUGUAAUAAUAGUUUCAAUCAAUGCAGUGAUUUGAAAAUACAAGUAUAAUUUAAUAGAAUAACAAUUUAGUAAAUAUUUUUAUCAAGUAAUUCGCGUGGUGAAAAGUAUUACGUAUGCAAUGUUGAGAUUCUUUCUGGAUAAUGGGCCGUACUUGUUUGAAUGUGUAAAGCAAAGUAAUUCUGUUUAAAAAUGGCAAUUCUAACAUUAUUUUUGUCUACCCACUAAAACAUAAAAAUGCAUAGUAUAGAAUAUUUUCUUUUUAUUGCCCUUAUUUUUCUGUAUGCCUUUUUUGGAAAAGGUUUGUGGUCAUUGUAAAAUUUAAUAAACUUUUGGAAAACUUA